Messenger RNA from Orycteropus afer afer, 505 nucleotides. It is a transcript of the gene SF3B6, whose product is annotated as splicing factor 3b subunit 6. Gene Ontology annotation, molecular function: mRNA binding. The record is from RefSeq and is a predicted model, not a curated record. Gene Ontology annotation, cellular component: nucleus; ribonucleoprotein complex; cytoplasm. NCBI's taxonomy places the organism in Eukaryota, Metazoa, Chordata, Mammalia, Tubulidentata, Orycteropodidae.
CAGCUUCCGGCGAAGCUUGGAUGUUGAUGUCCUGCAUCUGACACUGUUGCUCUCGAAGUAGAGCGAGCUCCGGAGCUGUCCAGAGGAUUCCAGUAUUUUGCUGCAGUAACUUCAUCAGCCUGCCAAGAUGGCGAUGCAAGCGGCCAAGAGGGCGAACAUUCGACUUCCACCUGAAGUAAAUCGGAUUUUGUAUAUAAGAAAUUUGCCAUACAAAAUCACAGCUGAAGAAAUGUAUGAUAUAUUUGGAAAAUAUGGACCUAUUCGUCAAAUCAGAGUGGGGAACACACCUGAAACUAGAGGAACGGCUUAUGUGGUCUAUGAAGAUAUUUUUGAUGCCAAGAAUGCAUGUGAUCACCUAUCAGGAUUCAAUGUUUGUAACAGAUACCUUGUGGUUCUGUACUAUAAUGCCAACAGGGCAUUUCAGAAGAUGGAUACAAAGAAGAAAGAGGAACAGUUGAAGCUUUUGAAGGAGAAAUAUGGCAUCAACACUGAUCCACCAAAAUAA